Messenger RNA from Athalia rosae (coleseed sawfly), 3470 nucleotides. RefSeq names its product replication factor C subunit 1 (gene Gnf1). Gene Ontology annotation, biological process: DNA repair; DNA replication. The coding region runs from base 143 to 3196 and encodes 1017 amino acids. Gene Ontology annotation, cellular component: DNA replication factor C complex; nucleus. Lineage: Eukaryota; Metazoa; Arthropoda; Insecta; Hymenoptera; Athaliidae. Gene Ontology annotation, molecular function: DNA binding; DNA clamp loader activity; ATP hydrolysis activity. The record is from RefSeq and is a predicted model, not a curated record. The transcript is spliced from 16 exons.
CUCUAUUUUGGCCCUCUUCAUUAAUCUCAACGAUUCAUGAUCUUUGUCAAAACUAAGAGUGGAUUUGCGCGCACUUUCCUCGGUCUUGAAAUCCCGAUUCUGAUUCCUGACGAACCUAGGUUCUUUGUUUCAGUGUCUCAAAAUGCACAAGAGUAUAAAAUCUUAUUUCACGGUGAUUUCAAAAAAAAAAGCUCCAGAUAAUUCACCUAAUGCAAACACCAAGCAAAAAAGGGAUCCAUCCUCUGACGAAGAUGUUGAAAGAUUAUCUCCAAAGAAGCGCCAAAAGCCUGUAAAACGGAGCACUAAGCGAAGGGUGUUGUCAGAUUCUGAGGAUGAAAUAGUGGAAUCUAGAAAAGCAACACCUUCUAGAACAAAUAAAAAAGCACUUCAAAAAACAGUCUCUCCUGCAGAUGUAUUCGAUACUCGACCUGUCAAAAGAAUCGAAGCACCACAACCUUCUAAAAAACUGUCAGCGCAGGAUGGAGAAUUUGUUUUUGAUGAAAAAUUUGUGGCUGUGCUAGACCAGUUGGAAACAUCUCAUACCAAACAGAGUUCCAAAACGGUAAAACUUGGUAAAACUAUUGGAAAUGCCACAAAUACUGUAUCAAAUGAAAUUGGCACUACGAAAAUACAAAGCAGUACUCACAGGUCGUCGAAUUCUGACAAAAAGUUAACCGAUGAUGAAAUCAGUGGGUGCAAUAAAAAUACUGGUAUUGAAACAAAUACUAAAUCGGAUAGGAAGGAGAAAGAAGAAGUAAUGAAAAACAAUAGUGAAAUGCUUCGAAGUUCAAAAAAUGAGACAUCUAAAGCUGUUGAAAACAAUAAAAAGACGAGCAAUGAUAUCCCAUACAAAAAAGGUAUCUCAAAAUUGAUAAUUGAGAAACAAGAUGAACAGAAAAAAAGAAAGCGAAGCAAUGAAGAUCAAGAAAGUGACCCUUACGAGGAUAUGAUCCAGAAAAAAAAACGUGGUCAAGCAUUAUAUCAACAAUACCUUCAUAGAGGAGGUGCUCGGAACCCAGGAUCUAAGGAAAUUCCUACGGGAGCUGAUAAUUGCUUAGCUGGAAAAAGUUUUGUUAUAACUGGAGUUUUGGAUUCAUUAGAGAGACAUGAGGCUGAUGAUUUAAUCAAGAAAUAUGGAGGUCGAGUUGUUGCUCAAGUUUCCAAAAAGACAGACUAUAUGGUAUUGGGUGAUGAGCCAGGUCCAGCAAAAUUGGAAAAGGCCAAAAAAUUGGGAAUCAAAACGAUAUCAGAAGAUGAUCUGUUAGAUAUGAUUCGAACAAGACCUGCUGGACAGGCUACGCCAAUGACUGGCGUUGGAAUGAGUCCUGUCGGAAAAUUGAAGAACUUUCCCAAUAGAGCUAAACGAAAAACGCCAGAGCCAGAACCUCUAACAAUCACGCUACCUAAUUCACCCCCAAAGGCUAAGGAUAGAUCUCACCCAAUUUCUAAACUUCCUGAAGACAAUUCAAAAACUUUGACAACAGAUAAGCCUUCUGCGCAGGUUCCUACAUCUCCUGAAAGUGAGACUCGAGCAUGGGUGGAGAAGUAUAAGCCAAAGUCUAUGAAGCAAAUUAUUGGUCAGCAAGGUGAUAAGAGCAACGCGCACAAGCUUCAUAAUUGGCUGCAAAACUGGCAAAAAAAUCAGUGUGGAAAUGUCAAACAUCCGCGACCUAGUCCUUGGGCACAACAUGAUGGAUCAUUUUUCAAAGCCGCUCUUCUCUCUGGCCCGCCAGGCGUUGGUAAGACAACAACUGUUCAAGUCGUAUGUGAAGCAUUAGGGCUCGAUGCUUUGGAAUUCAAUGCAUCUGAUACUCGGAGUAAAAGACUGCUGAAGGAGGAAGUUUCAGAGUUACUGAGUAACAAGUCUAUGAAAGGCUAUUUCGUUGAUAGUCGUUCCAAGAAGCCAGAUCUCAGUCAUGUGCUUGUUAUGGACGAGGUUGAUGGAAUGGCUGGAAAUGAAGAUCGAGGCGGGUUGCAAGAGCUAAUUGCGCUUAUUAAGACUACGAAUGUACCUGUGAUCUGCAUCUGUAAUGACAGAAAUCAUCCAAAAAUGAGAACUUUGUCCAAUUACACAUACGAUCUCAGAUUUCAGAAACCUAGAAUCGAACAAAUCAGGGGUGCUAUGAUGUCCAUAUGCUUUAAAGAAAAGAUCAAUAUUACCGCAGAGGAUCUCAAUCGGUUGAUUGAGUCGACUAAUAACGACAUUAGGCAAGUUUUGAAUCAUCUGUCAUUAUUCACCAAAAAUUCUUCCGUUGAAAGAUCACCAGAACAAAGGCGAGUCAACAAAGACCUAAAAUUGGGUCCCUGGGAUGUUGUGGGAAAAGUUUUUUCCGCGGAGGCGCACAAGACUAUGUCCAUACAUGACAAAAGUGAUUUGUUCUUCCACGAUUACAACAUCUCCUCCCUUUUUGUCCAGGAAAACUACUUGGGUGUAACCCCAAACUGUCCCAAGAACAAGGUAUUAGAAAUGGUAGCGGAUUCAGCUGAAAGUUUGGCACUAGGAGAUCUGAUUGAAAAUGCGAUUCGAAAAACUGGUGCGUGGAGCUUAUUGCCGACACAGGCCUGUUAUUCCUCUGUAAUUCCUGGAACAUUAAUGUCUGGUCACAUGACAAAACAAAUCACUUUUCCUGCUUGGCUUGGACAAAAUUCGAGGAGAGGAAAAUUUGACAGAUUGCUCCAAGAAAUUACCAUACACACACGUCUUGCAACGGCGGCGAGCAAGGAUUCAUUAAACUUGGACUACUUGAAACCUCUUAGGGAUGCCGUUGUCAGACCUUUGGUUGUUGACGGAGCGGAUGGUACUAAGACAGCAUUGGAUGUAAUGAGUUACUACCAUUUGCUCAGGGAAGACCUGGACUCAUUAAUAGAGGUUUCCUUGUGGCCAGGACAACAUGAUCCAAUGCAGACCUUAGAAAGCAAGGUUAAAGCUGCAUUUACGCGUGCAUUCAACAAAAGCUCAAUAAUGAGACCGUACGCAUUGAAAAAAAGUACCGAAAAGAAGAAAAAGAGCGAUGACACUAACAGUGAGAAUUUCUCACAAUCUGAUGCAGAAGAACCUGAAUCUGAUGAUAAUGACGAUCUUUCUACCGAUCCAAUGAUCAAGUUGAAGAAGCCAAUCAAAGCCGUGAAAGAAACUGUGGGAGCAAAAAAAAAGACAAGUAAGGCUGCAAAUACGAAAUCCAAGGUGCGGAAAUAGGAGAAGUGAAACUCAAAUUUUGUACGCCCUACCUCUGUUCACUCUUAUAACGUACGGCUAAGUUAAGAAACGUGUGUAUUUAUCGGUGCGUAGUUCUCGGUGAUUGGGAAAAAUCUUAAUAUUUGAUCUCCACCAUUAGGAAUGUUGGAUAUAUUUAUCAUGUUCAAAAUCAGGUUAUACGCCUAAAUAUUUUUUUCGUUCAUAUGUAUGAAUGCAAAGCACUUGCCCGCCACUUGUUACAGAUUUAUUUGCAAUAAAAAAGAAUCAGCAUGUU